CCCCACCAAAAACACAAAAAAAAAAAAAAAAAAAAAAAAAAAAAAAAAAAAAAAAACAAAAACAACAAUCCAUGAAAGUAAACAGAAAGCUUCGUAAAGAAGAAAGACGUGUACGAGAAUUCGAUUAGCCAACCAGGAGAUCCAAUAAUUGACCAAAUCCGAACCGCCACUCGGCAGCACCAGCACAUGUCAAAAAAAAGAAAAGCAAAAAAUGGAAAAAAAGCUAUACACCUGAUCUUACUCUUUUUUCUUUUCGUUUAUGGUUGGCGUUUUUUCUAGAAGGUUUUGAUUGGAAAAGUACAAGAAAAUGCUUAGAGUUUAAAAUACUUACCGAGGCUGUGUUUAUAUGACCCGGAAUUUAAUGUUGUUACAAAAAUUUAUCGUAAAGUCGCUCACUCAUGUGGCCUUUAUAUAUCCUUUUCAACAAGAGUCUUAAGACAGAAGAGGAAAACGUAUCAAAAGGAGAGAAUUCAAGCUUGGUAAAGUCCUAUCCGCACGAAUCGUCAACUAAUGGCAAAUGCUCUGUUGCGGUAUUGCCCCAGUCACACUCUGUUGAAGUUCCACACAUAAAUCAACUGUAUUCCUGGGAUUGUGGCCUUGCUUGCGUUCUGAUGGUUUUUAGAACUGUUGGCAUCAACAGCUACAGCAUUCAGUCUUUGGCAGAGCUAUGUUGCACGAAUAGCAUUUGGACUGUUGAUCUGGCAUACUUAUUGCACGAGUUUUCCAUUAGCUUUUCCUACUACACAGUAACGUUGGGAGCUAACCCAAAUUAUUCUGAUGAAACAUUUUACAAGGAACAAUUACCGAAAGAUCUAGUACGAGUGGAGACGCUAUUCCAGAGGUCACUGGAUGCAGGACUUAAUAUUCAGUGUAGGUCAAUCAGUGAAGAAGAAAUUUCUCUCUGGAUGUUGUCUGGAAAGUAUAUUGCAAUUGCAUUAGUUGACCAGUAUAAAUUGAGUCGCUCUUGGCAGAAGGAUGUGUUUAUAUCAGAUUUUAAUGCCAAGAACUCCAGUUACACUGGUCAUUAUGUCAUCAUAUGUGGCUAUGACAUGGGUACAGAUGAGUUUGAGAUUAGAGAUCCUGCCAGUUCUAGGAAACAUGAGAAGGUCUCAUCAAAGUGCCUAGAAGAAGCUCGCAAAUGCUUUGGUACUGACGAGGAUCUUCUCUUGGUAUUCCAAUUGAGCCUUAACCUUCCCUUGCAUAUUUUUCAAGUAAAAUAUGAUGAUUUUCUUAGCCAGCAUAAAGAUUGUAGAUAUAAAAUUCUGUAAAGCCAGCUUUAUUUGUUGUAGAAACAAUACAGAAUACAAAGUUACUUCCAUUCCAUCAUUCCAUCAUACUAACUGAUGCAACCAUUGACUCCCCAAUUGCUCAAUAUCUGCACCUUCAUUUAAAAUUGGCAUCAAGCCCAAAUGUUAUUAUCCUCUUCGUUGAAAAUUGGCAUUAGCCUAAUGUUGUUCCCCUCUUUCCCCUCUCCCUUCUAGUAGGUAACGUACGUUAGGAAUGGCUGAAUCUAAUAUAAUGCUUGCGUGUUAGAUGGUCAAAAGUUUGAUUUUCCUGGGGCUUAUUUAUGCUGAUUUCCUGAAGGGUCAACCAAUUCACUCAUUAUUCUUGAAUAAUGAACAAACUUCCCUCUUUGAUUUUCCCUCUUUUCUCUAUUUUUUUUCCUUUGCUCUCCGUUCCUUGUUCCUGCACAUAGUUAAUAAGAAGCAAGAGAAUAAGAGGAAAAACAGUGUUCUUGAGAGUAAUUUUUCUUGCAGCUGUACUG
Molecule: messenger RNA, 1765 nt
Organism: Ziziphus jujuba (common jujube)
Lineage: Eukaryota; Viridiplantae; Streptophyta; Magnoliopsida; Rosales; Rhamnaceae
Product: guanylyl cyclase 1
Exons: 9
Coding region: 399-1268 (289 amino acids)
Source: RefSeq, a predicted model, not a curated record